ACAAUCUAUCUCUCUAAAACCGGAACUUCGGGAUUUUACUCUCUCUCUCUUAUCUGCAAAUCCGUAUUAGGGAUUCUGCUUAACAACCUCGCGCAAACUCAGGGCAUUGCUCUCUCUCUCAGAAUCAACUCCGAUUCUGGAAGUGUCAUCUCUCUCUCGUUCUCUCUCUCUUUCUCUCAUGGCGGAUCAGAGAGUGCAGCACGUGAGCAAGGCAUCCUCUGAUAAGCUCCUGAACAAAUUUGCAGAUAUGGGGUCAGAUUCCGGCUUUCUGUCUGCCGGAAAGAUUAUUCAGCGUAAGCCCUGUAGUCGUAAAAGAGGCAGAGAGUUGAGGAUGGAGAUGAAGAACGGGGGAGUGGUGGAAUUGAGUUCUCUGUUGAUCCCAGGAAGCAAGAGGAAGACCAAUCUCUUCUCUCAUUUGAGGCUUGUUCGCUCUGAUCACGACUGGUUUCUUGUAGCUGCUUUUGAAAAGACUUGGCGUAGAACCAUGGAAGGAGCUUCGAAGAUGUUCGUUCACAAGUAUUGCAGGCAGCAGCAUCAUGUACGGCUAAUGAAUGAGGUUGAGAUUGUUUAGCUGAUAAGUCGAAUUGGGCGUGGGCUUGAGUGGUUAGCAAUUGACGUCAAGCAAUGCUAUAUCUCAAAUUCAGUUCCUACUACUGCUGAACUACCAAAAAAGAAAAGUCUCACUUUUUUUCUUUUUUUUUGAAUGUUGUUUUCUCUCAAUUUUUUAACUUGUGAGAGUAAAAAGAAGAAAAUUUGUUUGUUAGUUGUUGAUUUAAGAUGCGAUUGGCAUCUUCAUGUUGUGGCUUCAAAUGAAAAAUAAAA
This is a messenger RNA of Amborella trichopoda, 822 nucleotides long. RefSeq lists its product as uncharacterized. The record is from RefSeq and is a predicted model, not a curated record. Lineage: Eukaryota; Viridiplantae; Streptophyta; Magnoliopsida; Amborellales; Amborellaceae.